CCCCCAAUAAAUCACGUCCUUUAACCUCCUUCCCUAUUCCUUCUUCUCCAUCUCCAUCUCCAUCUCUCUGCAUCUCUCUGCAUCUCUCAGAGCAUCGCAGGAACAACCCCGACCCCGACCGCUCUCGAGACUCGCCCUCCCCCCUCCAUUCUGUGCUUUUCCUGUCCAGGAGUUCGCGUGCCGUCCUGGGUUCCCGUCGGAUUAUUCUUUUUCCCCUCGGCAGGACAGGAGGAUGUCGUCGACGACCGCCUCGUCGGAGCUCUCCGAUUUCGGCAGGCCCGCCAGGUCGCCGGAGAAGCCCGCCAUCAACUUCUCCCAGACGUGCAGCCUGCUCAGCCAGUACCUGAAGGAGAAGGGCCCCCUCGGCGAUCUCCCCCUCGGUGCGCCCGAGAUGUUCCGCCGGGCUGCGGCGGCGAACCCGAUGAGCUUCGCGGCGGCGGCGGCGCCUCGUCCGCCGGUCAAGUCCAUGAACCUGUUCCCUCAGCAAGCCGGGUUCGGCGGCUCCUCCACGAAGGAAGACGUCACCAAAGCUGCUGCUGCUGCUGAUUCGACUGAGGCCAAACCUCCUGCUGCUAAGGAGCCGGAAACCGCGCAGAUGACCAUCUUCUAUGGUGGACAAGUCAUCGUGUUCAACGAUUUUCCGGCCGAUAAGGCGAAGGAGGUCAUGCUCGUGGCCAGCAAGGGAAGCUCCCGCAGUUGCUCCCCGCCGGGCACUCCCAAUCUGGCCCACCCGGCAAAUGCUUAUGCCCCUGAAACCGUCAAAAACCGGGUCGAUCCGGGCCCGAGCCGUGGGCUCCCCCCGCACCAUCCGGCUAAUAACAUUAUCCAGGCGUGCAUCGCCGGCCUCCCUGAGCCAACCGGUUCAGAUCUGCCCAUCGCCCGGAGAAACUCGCUCCACCGCUUCCUGGAGAAGAGAAAAGAUAGGAUAACAGCAAGAGCACCGUACCCAACAGCCGCCUCAGCUGCAGCUCCUCCUUCCAAGCCCGCUGCCGAGAGCAAGCCAUGGCUCACUCUAGCUGCUCAGUCACAGUAGUUUGAGCAAAUAUUACUUUUAUUAUUACUGUUAUUAGUUAUUAAUUUUAGCAAUUAUUAAGUUUUGUUGAUGAUGAAUUUCCUUAGCUCCAGUGCCCUUUUUUGUUCUUUUGAGCUCUUGGCUCCACUGACCAUCGAGCCAGUAAGCUUAAUUAGGCCUAACUGUCCAUCAAAUUCUACCAUUAUUUUGUAAUUAACUCCAGCAGCUCUCUUUUAAUUACUACAAUUACUACUAAAUAUAGCUAAAUGCAACUGUUUCUGCUUCGCAA
Eucalyptus grandis is the source of this 1301-nucleotide messenger RNA. RefSeq names its product protein TIFY 10a. The record is from RefSeq and is a predicted model, not a curated record. Gene Ontology annotation, biological process: regulation of jasmonic acid mediated signaling pathway; response to wounding; regulation of defense response. Bases 233 to 1033 code for a protein of 266 amino acids. The transcript is spliced from 5 exons. Lineage: Eukaryota; Viridiplantae; Streptophyta; Magnoliopsida; Myrtales; Myrtaceae. Gene Ontology annotation, cellular component: nucleus.